UGUACCUAUCAGAUAUUUCAGAAUUAGAGAAAUCGCAAGAAUAAAAUUAUUGAAAUACUUGAAUAUUAACAAGUUGUUAUAAUUUAUGUUGUAAUAGACAUUGAAAGUGCGGAUUAUGUUCUUUUUGUAACGAGUUUAGUGUGGUCUAAGUACAUUAAAAUUUUACAAUGGCUAACAACAGAAUUCCCUCGGGACCUAACACACCUGGUAGUCAACAGACUCCUACACAACAGGGUAUUAAGAUAUUCAUACAAAGAGAUUAUUCUGAAGGUACAGCUGUUAAAUUCCAAACAAGAUUUCCUCCAGAAUUAGAAGAUAGGAUAGACAGACAAACAUUUGAGUAUACAAUAGAGAAGCUAAAUGAGCACUUUGACAUGGCAGAAACAGCUGACUGCAGCACAUAUUGUGAGGGGUGCUUGGCCUGUCUCACAGCUUAUUUCAUAUAUAUUUGUACUGAGACGCAUUAUGAAAAGCAUCUUCGAAAGAUAUCAAAGUAUAUUGCCCAGCAAAAUGAAAGAGUGUACAAUCCACGGGGAAUUCAUUUAACAGACCCUAUACUACGAGGUCUCCGUGUAAUAGAAGUCACAAUUAUAGACUUACCAAACUGUCAGAGUCCAACUGGUAACUCCACUCAACUUCGGCACACUUGACCACCACAAGAAAAUCGGGAGUUCUUUAUGUAACAAUUAAAGUAUUGGUUUUAACGGUGCUUUAAAGGUGGGUUGUUUGCUUUAUACUUUUUAUUCAGUAAAUUAUUUUAAGUAUCUGGCAAUGUAUAGCACAUAUUUUCAACAAAAAAUGUAAUUUUAAGACAAUUUGUUAAAUUUAAAUCAUAAUUAUGGACAAUUGGAUUUAAAAACAUACUUCAUAAAGUACAAGAGUCCAAAUAAACCCUGCUUAAACCUUGAAGUACACAAUUAGUUAGCGAUAAGAACCUACUACAUGAAACACAGGUCUGCAUGCAAACCCUUAUCGCAUCAACACUGGUGAGCAGCAAAAGUUUGUUGCUUGAACAUUCAGUAUAUUAAAAGUGCUUUAUUUUUAUUAUUUUUAAAAUCUAAUAUCUCUAUAUAUAUACAUGAUUUUUAGUUACACAAAAAUUAAAAGGUGCUAGUUAAGUAAAUAGUUAAUUAUAAAUGUAAUGAAUGCAAACAACCCACUCUAAGCUAAGUUAAAAGAGACAUUUAAUUGUCUGGUUGGUUUCUAUUUAGUGUUGGUAUGUCUCUAAGACUGAUCACUUCUACUUUAUAUAAGUGCUGCUUUAUCUUUUCUGGACUAUUGUGAGAACCAUUCCAUUUCUUAGUCACGUGUUUUAUUUGUUUAUUUAUUAUUUGACAGAACACACAUUGAUUUGCAGUUUAAAUAAUAAAAUAUAUGGACUUUAAAAUAAUCAUAAUUUGACAUUAAUUUUGUUCAUCACUUCAUACUAAGCUAAAGUGAAUAAUUAGUAGGGCAGAUGCAGUUCUGUUGCCAAUUUAAUGAGCCUUUCGAUUCAUAUUACAUCUAUCAAGUUAAGUUUUAAUAUACUUUUAAUAGAAUCAAUAUGUUAUAUUCAAGUAAAUAGAAAAAUGCACCAAAAACCACACACAAAAUAACUUCACUGGAUUCAUGAGAAUUAUAGCUCAAUAUUAAAUUGGUAAUAAAUUAAGUAGUUGCAUUGACGGGACUCCCACGCCAAAAUGUUCUUCCAACACAUAUGAAUAGUGUAUAAUAUUUUCAAAUAGACACAUUGCUUUAAGUUGCAUUUCUGUACUUUUGUGUGUAACCUAUAGCUCGAGUUUGACUCACUUCUAGGAAAGACCUUUAGGUCUAUAUUUAAUGCCCUUGUAUUGUAAACAGUAUAUCUUAAUAGUAAAGACACUGUACAAUUUGUCUAUCUCUCAGUGUCUUUAUACUUAUAACAUUAAUUAGUUGAAAAAAAAAGAAACCUGUAUGUCAGAAACCCUAAAUGUUACUAAAUUUCAUAUAAAAAUAAACACAACAACAUGAUUUUACUUAAUGACCUAAUUGGCUCACAAUUGAGGCAUAGAUUUCUUGGAAAACGAGAUGGAAUGCUUUUGCUGAACAACUUGCAAUACAAGGAAUACAACUGCUUCUUGUAAUGUUAUUCAAUUUGAUUAUUGUGACUGAGUGAAAUUAAUUAAGAUAGUUGGUUGUUGGCACUAGUGAAAUUUUAUGGUGGUGAAUUUAACACCAUUAAUAAAUUAUUCAUAUGUGUGUCAAAGAAAUAUUGACAUAAAACAAUAGCAUUUAGCAUGUUAUAAUGAUGUUAAAUUUUGAUGAGUGAUUUUUUUUAGUAAAUAUUAGUGUAUUCAAUAUUUAUUGUAUUCAUUAUCAUGAUUAAUACAUUAUUUUAGUAUUUUAAUUAGUUGAUAGUAAUAUUAUUGUAGUUGUAAUAUAUUUAAUGUAUGAUAAAUGUUAUUUUAACAUAGGUUUUAUUGCAUUUUCAAAGUAGACUCUUUUAAUGUAAGUUGCUCCAAUCCCUUUCUCUAUAUAAAUUUAUCUAUGUUGGUUCACGGGCGUGGAUUUUAUAUUUAAAAGGCGGCACAAAUAGUGUGUAAAAGCAUGGGGAAAAUAUUUGAAUUAGAGCUCAUUGUAAAAAAGUUUUCUAUUAUUUAAAAAUGUUUAUGUAACAUAUAUUAAUGUUACAUAUUAAUGCAGACAAUUUGGGCAAUUUUCAGUGUUUAGGAUAGUCACAUAGUAUAAAGGUAUGUACCUUUUAUAAUGCAGUGCUCGGUUUUUAAUCCGAGGUGGGUAUGGUUUGGUAGUAGAGGUUCAAGGUAUGUUCAAUUUGAUUGGUCGAGUUUUGGUUGUAAUUUUUUAUAUUAAAUCAUUGUAUAAAUGCACAUUUAUUUCAGAUCGAGUGUAAUUUUAUUAUAAUUGUUUAGUUUUAAGAAAAUUGUUUAUUGUACAUUGACGUAAAUAUACAUAUUGA
Pieris brassicae (large cabbage white) is the source of this 2935-nucleotide messenger RNA. RefSeq names its product golgin subfamily A member 7. NCBI's taxonomy places the organism in Eukaryota, Metazoa, Arthropoda, Insecta, Lepidoptera, Pieridae. The record is from RefSeq and is a predicted model, not a curated record. The transcript has 3 exons. The coding region runs from base 168 to 650 and encodes 160 amino acids. Gene Ontology annotation, biological process: peptidyl-L-cysteine S-palmitoylation; protein targeting to membrane. Gene Ontology annotation, cellular component: palmitoyltransferase complex.